Messenger RNA from Macaca mulatta (Rhesus monkey), 1889 nucleotides. RefSeq names its product peptidase inhibitor 16 (gene PI16). Lineage: Eukaryota; Metazoa; Chordata; Mammalia; Primates; Cercopithecidae. Gene Ontology annotation, cellular component: extracellular region. The record is from RefSeq and is marked provisional.
CGGGAGAAGGAGAGACGGCUGGCCACCAUGCACGGCUCCUGCAGUUUCCUGAUGCUUCUGCUGCCGCUGCUGCUAGUGCUGGUGGCCACCACAGGCCCCGCUGGAGCCCUCACAGAUGAGGAGAAACGUCUGAUGCUGGAGCUGCACAACCUCUACCGGGCCCAGGUAUCCCCACCAGCCUCAGACAUGCUGCACAUGAGAUGGGACGAGGAGCUGGCCGCCUUCGCCAAGGCCUACGCACGGCAGUGCGUGUGGGGCCACAACAAGGACCGCGGGCGGCGCGGCGAGAAUCUGUUCGCCAUCACCGACGAGGGCCUGGACGUGCCGCUGGCCAUGGAGGAGUGGCACCACGAGCGCGAGCACUACAACCUCAGCGCCGCCACCUGCAGCCCGGGCCAGAUGUGCGGCCACUACACGCAGGUGGUUUGGGCCAAGACAGAGAGGAUUGGCUGCGGUUCCCACUUCUGUGAGAAGCUCCAGGGUGUUGAGGAAACCAACAUCGAAUUACUGGUGUGCAACUAUGAGCCCCCGGGGAACGUGAAGGGGAAACGGCCCUACCAGGAGGGGACUCCGUGCUCCCAAUGUCCCUCUGGCUAUCGCUGCAAGAACUCCCUCUGUGAACCCAUCGGAAGCCCGGAAGACGCCCAGGAUUUGCCUUACGUGGUAACUGAGGCCCCAUCCUUCCUGGCAACUGAAGCCUCAGACUCUAGGAAAAUGGGUACUCCUUCCCUAGCAACGGGGAUUCCGGCUUUCUUGGUAACAGAGGUCUCAGGUUCCCUGGCAACCAAGGCUCUGCCUGCUGUGGAAACCCAGGCCCCAACUUCCUUAGCAACAAAAGACCCGCCCUCCAUGGCAACAGAGGCUCCACCUUCUGUAACAACUGAGGUGCCUUCCAUUUUGGCAUCCCACAGCCUGCCCUCCUUGGAUGAGGAGCCAGUUACCUUCCCGGAAUCGAUCCAUGUUCCUAUCCCAAAAUCAGCAGACAAAGUGACAGACAAAACAAAAGUGCCCUUCAGGAGCCCAGAGAACUCUCUGGACCCCAAGAUGUCCCUGACAGGGGCAAGGGAGCUCCUACCCCAUGCCCAGGAGGAGGCUGAGGCUGAGGCUGAGGGAGAGGCUGAGGCUGAGUUGCCUCCUUCCAGUGAGGUCUUGGCCUCAGUUUUUCCAGCCCAGGACAAGCCAGGUGAGCUGCAGGCCACACUGGACCACACGGGGCACACCUCCUCCAAGUCCCUGCCCAAUUUCCCCAAUACCUCUGCCACCGCUAAUGCCAUGGGUGGGCGUGCCCUGGCUCUGCAGUCGUCCUUGCCAGGUGCAGAGGGCCCUGACAAGCCUAGCGUUGUGUCAGGGCUGAACCCAGGCCCUGGUCAUGUGUGGGGCCCUCUCCUGGGACUACUGCUCCUGCUUCCCCUGAUGUUGGCUGGAAUCUUCUGAAGGGGAUACCACUCAAAGGGUGAAGAGGUCAGCUGUCCUCCUGUCAUCUUCCCCACCCUGUCCCCAGCCCCUAAACAAGAUGCUUCUUGGUUAAGGCCCUCUGGAAGGGAAAGGCUACGGGGCAUGUGCCUCAUCACACCAUCCUGGAGGCACAAGGCCUGGCUGACUGCGAGCGCACGGGGCCGCCUGAGGACUGCACACCGGGCCCACACCUCUCCUGCCCCUCCCUCCUGAGUCCUGGGGGUGGGAGGAUUUGAGGGAGCUCACUGCCUACCUGGCCUGGGGCUGUCUUGCCCACACGGUAUGAGUGCUCUCCCUGAGUGCCUGUGUAGCUGGGGACGGGGAUUGCAAGGGGCAGAUGAAGGACAAGCCCCACUGGAGUGGGGUUCUGUGGGUGGGGAGGCAGGGACAAGGGAAGGAAAGCAACUCCUGACUCUCCAAUAAAAACCAGUCCA